AUGCGUUCCUUCGCCGUCGUCGCCGUUGCUGGCUUUGCCGCCCUCGCCCACGCUGGCUCCAACGACACCUACGUGACUGAGGUCGUCACUCAGCUCACCACCUACUGCCCAGAGGCCACCCAGCUCACCCACAACGGACAGACCUACACCAUCACCGAGGCCACCACGCUGACCAUCACCAACUGCCCUUGCACCGUCACCAAGCCAGUCUACUCCUCGGUCGUCACCGCCUGCUCCACCUGGUAUCUUCUCCCACACACACUCUCACUGCAUUCACAUCCACUAACAUGAGUUUCAGCUCCUCCAGCUCUGCUGUCCCAACUACUGCUCCAGCUGCUCCAGCCUACUCGGCCCCCUCGAGCAGCGCCCCAGUGGCUCCAGUCUCCUCGGCCCCCUCCAGCAGCGCUCCAGUUGCUCCAGCCUACUCAGCCCCAUCCAGCAGCGCUCCAGUGGCUCCAGUCUCCUCGGCCCCCUCCAGCAGCGCUCCAGUUGCUCCAGCCUACUCGGCCCCAGCCAGCAGCGCUUCCGUCGGCGUUCCUUACCCAUCCUCCAACGGCACCACCCCAGUCUCUCCAGUCGGCACUGCCCCAGCUGGCUCUUCCCCUGCCGCCUCUGGCUCACCCUCCAGCACUGCCCCGAUCCCCAGCUACACCGGUGCCGCCAGCAAGGUCUCGCUCGGCGCUGCUGGUGUCCUCGCCGCUCUCGGUUUCGUUGCCGCCCUCUAA
Lecanosticta acicola is the source of this 725-nucleotide messenger RNA. NCBI's taxonomy places the organism in Eukaryota, Fungi, Ascomycota, Dothideomycetes, Mycosphaerellales, Mycosphaerellaceae. The record is from the annotation of a GenBank genome assembly.